Molecule: messenger RNA, 1784 nt
Organism: Cynoglossus semilaevis (tongue sole)
Lineage: Eukaryota; Metazoa; Chordata; Actinopteri; Pleuronectiformes; Cynoglossidae
Product: density-regulated protein
Exons: 2
Coding region: 568-1560 (330 amino acids)
Biological process (GO): translation reinitiation; formation of translation preinitiation complex; G protein-coupled receptor signaling pathway
Cellular component (GO): membrane
Molecular function (GO): G protein-coupled receptor activity; translation initiation factor activity; mRNA binding
Source: RefSeq, a predicted model, not a curated record
UAAAGAAGUGAAGACCAAAUAUGCACUUUGACAUGGAUGUGACCUGUUAACAACAACAACACCAACCUGGCCAAAUGUGUGGAAUGUCGCUGAUUUCCUCCCCACAUGUUCUUCACCCGAACAACUGUAGGCUAAUAAAUUUCAGUCUCUAUCGCCCGAGUCAUGAGUCUUAUUUGCUCUUCUCACUUGUCUGAUGAUUUAAACUCUCACUUUCUGUACAUGUUUAUGAGUUAUACACAGUUCAUAAGUAGUUAGAGAGAAUCUGUUUGUUGAGUCAGGGGUCAGUUGUUUUUCAUCCUUGAUGCCCAGGAGGUCACCUUAUCCUUUACAUAAUAGUUUUCUAAUGAAGACACAAUCCCCAGAUAGAUAACAUUUACAACUACUGCCAUAUUCCUCUGGGUCAAUACCACUUCCCUCUAGAUAACACACACACACACAUUUGUUUGUUCUACACCAAUAUUAAAAUGUCUUCCUGAGAAUCAUUUUCAUGACCACAUCAGCCGGAACACUUUAUAUCUGUGUAGACACAGUAAUGUGGAGCAGGCUCUCUGACCAGCAGUUAAAGCAAUGAACGUCACAGAUUCUGAGGUGUGCUGCGCCUUCAAGUCUCCCACUCUGGACCGGGUUUUGCCUCCAAUAUUGGUUCUCGAGUUCAUGUUUGGACUGACAGGGAACUUUAUUGCACUGUCAAUGUUUAUCUUCUACAUGGACGAGUGGAAACCCAACUCUGUGUACCUGACCCAUCUGGCUGUGGCUGAUUCUAUAGUGCUGUUUUGCCUGCCUUUCAGGGCAGACUACUACAGACGUGGGAAGGACUGGCUGUACGGUGAUGUCUUCUGUCGUAUCCUCCUCUUCUUGCUGGCAGCCAACCGUGCAGCAGGGAUCUUUUUCCUCACGGCCGUUGCCGUUGAUCGAUACUUCAAAAUCGUUCACCCGAUGAACCGCAUCAACCGCUUGGGUCUGGGCUACGCUUUCUGGGUCUCCCUCGGACUCUGGGGUCUGAUUUUUUUUGCCACUGGAUACCUUCUCUCCGAGAAACAUUUCUUUCACAACAACAAUCGUACGCAGUGCGAGAGUUUUAACAUCUGCAUGGGCUUUAAGCCCCUCUCAACCUGGCACAAUGCUUUCUAUGUCAUUCAGUUCUUCCUGCCCACUGCCAUCGUGGCCUUCUGCACCAUCAGGAUCACCUGGCAGCUGAAAACCAGGACCGUGGACAAGAGGGGAAAAAUAAAACGAGCCGUCCAGUUUGUCUUGGCUGUGGCUUUGAUCUUCAUCAUAUGUUUCUUUCCCAGCACCAUAUCACGCAUCGCAGUAUGGGUCCUCAAGGCAUGGUAUGACGAAUGUAAGUACUUUGAGGAGGCCAACUUGGCUUUCUACACCUCAGUGUGUUUCACCUACUUCAACAGCGUCCUCAACCCUGUGGUGUAUUACUUUUCCAGCCCUGCCUUCAGUGGCUUCUUCGACAAAAUUAUUAAUAAAGUGCUUAGACGUAAUGGCGGAAUAACUCAGAGUGAUUCUGCAGAACAGGACAUUUCCACUGUUGAGGGCAGAAGGUUAUAAAUGGGUGAUCUCUGUUCAUAUAAAUCAAAGCCCUGGCUGCUCUAAGGAAUAAACACUUUGUUUUUGAUGAAGAUUCUCCCCUGAACUGUGUAUGAAUUGUAGGCAAAGAGCUGUUAUUUUUACAUUACCCAAACAAUUAUUCACUAGUGGUCUAUAUUUGUCCAAGAUGAAAACCUUUGUGAGUGUGUUUGCACUGUGUAAAUAAGCAAAUUAGGAGGCAAUAC